Messenger RNA from Poeciliopsis prolifica (blackstripe livebearer), 2014 nucleotides. RefSeq names its product eukaryotic translation initiation factor 2A (gene eif2a). Gene Ontology annotation, molecular function: protein binding; ribosome binding; mRNA binding. The transcript is spliced from 16 exons. The record is from RefSeq and is a predicted model, not a curated record. Gene Ontology annotation, cellular component: cytosolic small ribosomal subunit. Bases 80 to 1828 code for a protein of 582 amino acids. Gene Ontology annotation, biological process: translational initiation. NCBI's taxonomy places the organism in Eukaryota, Metazoa, Chordata, Actinopteri, Cyprinodontiformes, Poeciliidae.
AUGUGGCACUGGAAGUCCCGCCUCCUGCCCCCGUCACGCAUUUCCGGGUAACUCCCUUCUUCUUCCGGCACAUGUAAACAUGGCGCCCCCCAUUCCGCUGCUCGCAGUGAGUGGAUCAGAAGGAACGUCGUUGCUGUGCGGACCCCCGCGGUGUGAGCAGCACUCGUCCUUCCAGAGGGACAGCCGGCCCAGCAGGUACCUCACCUUCAGCAGGGACGGGACGCUCGUAGGAUGGUGCAACGGACACAGCGUCUCUGUGGUGAAAUGUGCGGACGGAUCUGUGGUGUCCACCUUUGACCUCCCAAAAACCGUUCUGCUGGAGUUCUCUCCCCUAAAUAACAUCCUGGUCACCUGGCAACCGUACACCAAGACUCAGGACAGUCCUCAGGGGGAAGCCAACCUGCAGCUGUGGGAGCUGCAGACCGGCCAACUGGUCAAAGCUCUGUACCAGAAGAAAAUCGACUCCUGGUGUCCCAGGUGGUCUGCAGACGAGAAGGUCUGUGUGAGGAGCGUCAACAACGAGCUGCACUUCUUUGAGAACAAUGACUUCAACUCCAUCGCCAACAAGCUUCACAUGCAGAAAGUUUCUGACUUUGCCGUAUCGCCUGGAGCUCUGCCCUGCAAGGUCGCCAUCUACGUCCCCGGCAGUAAAGGAGCGCCGUCCUUCGUGCGGCUCUACCAGUACCCGGUUCUGGGCGGGCCCGGCGCGGCGCUCGCUAACAAGAGCUUCUUCAAGGCGGACAAAGUCAUGAUGCAGUGGAACCAGAAAGCCUCCGCCGUCCUGGUCACGGCGAGCACAGAGGUGGAUAAAAGCGGAGCUUCAUAUUACGGCGAGCAGACGUUGCACUACCUGGGUGUGAACGGAGAGACGUCUCUGGUCCAGCUGGCCAAGAACGGGCCGAUCUACGACGCGGCCUGGAGCCCCAACUCCUCGGAGUUCUGCGUGGUUUACGGCUUCAUGCCGGCCAAAGCCACCGUCUUCAACCUGAAGUGUGAAGCCGUGUUCGACUUCGGAACCGGCCCGCGAAACGCCGCCUACUACAGUCCUCAGGGCCACAUCCUGGUUCUGGCCGGGUUCGGGAACCUCAGGGGCAAGAUGGAGGUUUGGGACGUGAAGAAGUACAAACAGGUGUCCACGCCUGAGGCUCCAGACGCCACGUUUUUCUCCUGGUGUCCCGAUGGCGAGCACAUCGUCACGGCGACCUGCGCCCCUCGGCUACGGGUCAGUAACGGAUAUAAGAUCUGGCAUUACACGGGCUCGGUUCUGCAGAAGCACGAUAUCGUAAAGGGCGCAGAGCUGUGGGACGUCCGCUGGCAGCCGUUCCCGGAUGGCACCUUUCCGGAGCGGCCCAUCCGGUACCAGGCUGCGCCCAGUGAACUGGGCUCCACCCAGGCCGCCCCCACGCAGGCGUACCGUCCCCCCGCACUGAGGCACCUGCCGGCCGCUCCCAGCUCCAAACUGCAUGAAGAAGAACUGCCUCAGAACCUCCGGGCCGGACCGGGAGGAGAGAAGAGCCUCUCCAAGACGGCUUUGAAGAACCAGAGGAAGCGAGAAGCAAAGAAAGCCGCGAAACUGGAGGCCAAACCUGACCCUGAACCUCAAUCUGCUCCCGCACCUGAGAGCCACAGCCAAUCAGAGGUGACCAGCGGCAGCGGAGACCCGGAGACAGACAAGAAGAUCAAGAACUUAAACAAGAAACUGAAAGCCAUCGAGGAGCUGAAGGAGCAGCAGGCGUCUGGGAAAGUUCUGCAGAAGAACCAGGUGGAGAAGAUCCAGAAGGAGGAGCAGCUGCUGAAGGAGCUGCAGGCGCUGCAGGUCAAGCCGUAGGACGCCUUCCCAGCAUGCUUCACUCUGACACAGCCAGGAGCAGCGGCUGAUUGGACAGAAACGGGAAUGGAUCCGGGGGCGGGGCUUAGUCUUUUAGGUCUGCUGAGCGACAGCCGCAUUCUGGGAAACGUAGGCAGUGAGGCUGCCUCAUCUGUACAGUGUUUCACAAUAAAAGCCUGUUCUGAA